Hibiscus syriacus is the source of this 3306-nucleotide messenger RNA. RefSeq lists its product as uncharacterized. The transcript has 2 exons. The record is from RefSeq and is a predicted model, not a curated record. Gene Ontology annotation, molecular function: aspartic-type endopeptidase activity. NCBI's taxonomy places the organism in Eukaryota, Viridiplantae, Streptophyta, Magnoliopsida, Malvales, Malvaceae. Gene Ontology annotation, biological process: proteolysis. The coding region runs from base 1 to 3306 and encodes 1101 amino acids.
AUGGCAGAAGAAUUAGCUGGGUUGCAGAAGCAGAUGAAAGAACUGACAGUACUGGUGAAACAAGGACGAGAUGAGUCUAAUCCACCUAAAUGGUGGGAGACUCAGGAAGAGAGGAUUUCUACACUGGAGUCUAGAUUGGCUACAAAUCAUGGAUAUGUGGAGGAAAUCUUGAAGAUUUUGACUGGCAGAAAAGAGGACCAAAAUCAGUUUGAGGAUCAGGUACAUACCCUUGAUUCAUUCAAUAUGAGUAACAAACAACCUGUUAAGGUGACAGUAAUCAAUGAUAAGACUCGAUUUACUUAUAAACCGGAUGAGCCUGGUAUUCUUAAGUCUAAACCAAAUGUCUUGCCUGCUCAUAUAGCUAGCUGCAAAAAUGAUAACCAAACGGGGGAGAACAGUGCUGCUAGAACUCAGUUAGUGGCUUUAGAAGUGGAUAAAAGAGGUACAGGAGGGUCUUCUUGUAACAUCCCAAACUACGGUAUUGCUGAUGAACAGAAGGUGGAAGUAGCUACAAUGUACCUGACAGGUAAAGCAGAGAUUUGGUUUGAUGGGUAUAUUAUGCAAAAACAUCAUGUGACUUGGCAUGAGUUUGAGGCUGAUUUAUGUCAUAGGUUUUGUGAUAAAGCCUUUGUUGAUAUAGUGGAGGAAUUUACAAAACUGGUCCAAAAAGGGUCUGUAGAAGAAUAUCAGGAUAGAUUUGAAGAACUACAACCUCAUAUGCUUCUGCAGAAUCCUACUUUAGGUGAAGAAUUUUUUGUCUCUUUGUUUAUUAGUGGACUAAGGGAUGACAUUAAACACAGAGUUAAAGCUCUAGACCCUAAAACAUUGUCUGAGGCAAGCAGGCAAGCUAAAUUAUAUGAGCUCUCUGUGGAAUUUGAGAGUAAGAGGUUCAAACCUUUUGUAAAAAAUCCAGCUCAUUCAAUUCCUCUACCUGGUUCUAAGCCUAAUCAGCUAACACUACCACUGAAGAAUACAUCCACUACAACACAAAAACAGAACCUGAUAGACUACAGGAGACAGAACAAUUUAUGCUUUAAGUGUGGUGAAAAGUUUGUUCCAGGCCAUCAGUGUAAAACAAAACAGUUGAAUAUGAUGAUUGAAGAUGAAAGUGUCUUACCUUCAGAAAUUUUAUCUAAUGAUCCAGAACAGCAGAAUUUACAGGAGGGAGAGAAUCUAGAAAUAUCUAUGAAUGCCAUUACUGGAUGUAUUGGUCAUAAUACAUUGAGGAUUCAGGGAACAAUUCAGGGAAGACCAUUGAAUAUACUAAUUGACAGUGGGAGUACCUACAGUUUUUUAACACCUCAAUGGGCUGAGGUUGGCAUACAGAUAAAUACUCUUCAUCCUCUAGCUAUUACAGUAGCUAAUGGGCAGCAACUCUACAGUUCAGCAAGGUGUAAUGAAGUGGAAUGGAGGAUGCAAGGGCACUCUUUUAUACAUGAUUUCAGACUACUUCAAUUGGGGGGCAGUGAUAUGGUGUUAGGGGUGGAUUGGAUGAGAUUGUUUAGUCCAAUAUUGAUGGACUUUAAUAAAAUGACAAUGAGCUUUGUGCAUAAGGGGAAGCAAAUCACUAUACAAGGUCAACAACAGUCAAAUUUCUUACAGCAGAUUUCAGGAGCUACCCUAUUGAAGAUGACAGUUUCUGAUUCUCCUCUUUUGGGACAUGUAGUGUUAUUCAAUAUGUGUGAAGAUUCCAAGACUACUCCUACAGCUAUCCAGUCUCUUCUGGACCAAUAUCAAGUUAUUUUUGCUGAACCUACAGGACUGCCUCCUACAAGAAAUCAUGACCAUGCAAUUCCUCUUAAACCUGAAGCUGCCCCAAUCAACUUAAGACCCUACAGAUUUCCCUAUAUUCAGAAAGCUGAGAUAGAGAAGCAGAUUGCUAAUAUGCUUUCCUCCUUUGUGAUUCAACCAAGCAAAAGUCCUUUUGCUUCUCCAUGUCUUUUAAUUAAGAAAAAUGAUGGUACCUGGAGGUUUUGUGUUGAUUACAGGAAACUAAACAGUAUGACAGUGAAGGACAAAUUUCCUAUUCCUGUUGUGGAAGAUCUACUGGAUGAAUUAUGUGGAGCAGUUUAUUUUUCUAAAAUUGACUUAAGGUCUGGUUAUUGGCAGAUCAGAAUUAAGCCUGCGGAUAUCUAUAAGACAGCUUUCAGAACUCAUCAAGGCCAUUACGAGUUCAAGACUCAAGUUGAGUACUUGGGACAUAUUAUUUCAGCUUCUGGGGUUUUUACUGAUCCUACUAAAGUAGCAGCUAUGAAGAAUUGGCCUGUGCCAAAAUCUUUAAAAUCUUUGAGAGGUUUUUUGGGAUUGACUGGUUAUUACAGAAGGUUUAUUAAGAAUUAUGGUACCAUCAGUAAACCUUUGACUCAAAUGCUUAAGAAAGACAAUUUUCAUUGGAGUACUGAGGCUUUAACUGCUUUUGAAAAUCUGAAGUAUGUUAUGUGUGUUGCCCCUGUGCUAGCAUUACCAGAUUUUGGGAAGAGUUUUUAUUUAGAAACAGAUGCCAGUUCAGGAGGAAUUGGGGCUGUCUUAUCUCAGGAUGGUAGACCUAUUGCCUACCUUAGUAAAGCUCUUAGCCCUAGACAUACUGCCCUAUCUAUAUAUGAGAGAGAAUAUCUUGCUAUUCUAAUGGCAGUAUCUAAAUGGAGGCAUUAUUUAGAAAGCAAUCCUUUUAUCAUCAAAACUGACCAUGAACCUUUAAAAUAUUUGCUAGAGCAGAAAUUAACUACUGCCAUCCAGAAGAAAGGGCUGACUAAAUUAUUGGGGCUCGACUGUUCUAUUCAGUAUAGGAAGGGUAAGUCAAAUGUCGUUGCUGAUGCCCUUUCUAGACAGUGGGAAGAUCAAGGUCAGUAUAUGGCUAUGGGUACUACCCUAAUCAUUCUUAGUUGGGUGCAAGAAGUGGAAGACAGCUAUAAAGGGGAUAAAAUGGCAACUGACUGGUUAUCUAUAUUACCAGUAAGUCCUACUGCUAACCCUUGCUGGACAUACUCUAAGGGUAUUCUUAGAUUCAAGGGCAAAGUAUAUAUUGGAGGUACUGGAACAUUAAGAUUACAAAUUCUUCAACUCUUACAUGAUUCACCUCAUGGGGGACAUUAUGGAACACAUGCUACUUAUCAAAGGAUUAAGGCUAAUUUUUAUUGGCCUAAGUUAAAGGCUAUGGUGGCAAAUUAUAUUAGAGGAUGUACAGUUUGUCAACAGACUAAAGUAGAACAUAUUCCUAAACCAGGGCUCCUACAACCAUUGCCUAUUCCUCAACAGGCUUGGGAGAUUAUUACUAUGGACUUCAUAGAAGGCUUGCCUACAUCCUAG